AUGGCUUCUGACCCGUACGGCAGCCCCGACGAUGGGCUGGAGCUGGAGCGAAUCGCCGUCGGCCCCUACUGUGUGUUUGACGACUUCCGCCUGCCUCCAAGUCCCCCGCCCAUCCACCCGUCGGCUCCCGAGGCCAAGCGACCCACGCCCCAGAUGGAGGAUCCCAUGCUGUCGAGCGACUUCCCCUUCGCCAACAUGCGCGGACCGUGGCUCACCACCGCUGGCGACGACAUGCCCCUCACCGCGCCCGCUGACGACAUGACCAACUGGAACGAAUGGAUGCAGUACGAUCCCGCCCAAGCGUCUCAGAACUCCCAGAACGUCGACCCCAAGCCCGCGAAUCCGCAGGGGCCUGCCGCAUAUCUCAGCCCGGAUCAGCAAACCUCUCCGCCCCAUCUCCUUCCUCACCAACAAUCCCAAUCGCUGCAGUCCAACACCGUGCCGACUACCGCCCCCAUGUUCGCGCAAUCGCAUGGCGUGCCCUUCACCUUUGGCCAGGGCGCUGACAUGCCGCCGGCCUUUGACUUCAACAGCGCUGACCUCAGCUCUCCACUGACGGCUGAGAUGCAGCAGCAGCAGCACGCCUACUACACGUCCCAGCAGUGGCAGCAGCAACAACAGCAGCUGGCUGAAAACACCCUCUUCUCCCCCACGCAGUUCGACCAAACUGGCUUUGUCGCACCGCCCGCCUCCACGCCCAGCCUCCACCACAGUCCCACCUCGCUGACCAACGGACGAGCCAGCUCGACCUCGUCGCAUUCAUCACCAGAGCCUGCGACGAACAAUGCACGCAAGAGAAAGUCAUUGGCCGACUCGGAGGAGCUCGACGACGAUGCCCCGUCGAGCAAGAAGGGCGGCCCGCCCAAGAAGACCGCCCACAACAUGAUCGAGAAGCGCUAUCGGACGAACCUCAACGACAAGAUUGCUGCUCUUCGCGAUAGUGUCCCAAGUCUUCGCGUCAUGUCGCGGCCGAACGGUACGGAAGAAGACGACGACCCUGAGGACCUUGAAGGCCUCACGCCCGCACACAAGCUCAACAAAGCGACCGUCCUUUCCAAAGCCACUGAGUACAUCCGACACCUCGAAAAGCGUAACAAGCGUCUACAAGAUGAGCUCAACACUAUGAAGGGCAGGGUCGAGAGCUACGAGAAGAUGGCCAUAUCGGGUCCCAUAACACUACACGGCACUGUCAGCACACCAGAUGGUUCAAGAUUCCACAAGGAUCCUUUCACGCCGACACACAGUAUGCCCAUGUCAGGACCACCACAAGGAAUGAUACCAGUCCCAGAGAACAUCAGCGCCCUCCAGCGCGGCAUCCCACCUCAACAGCACUAUGCGCACGCAUAUCCUCCCGGCUAUGGCGGUCGCCCAGCAGUGGGCGCGCCUAUGGUCAACGGACGACGCAACGGUGCUAUGAUGGGCAAGCUCAUGGUCGGAUCUCUUGCCGGCCUCAUGAUCUUGGAGGGACUUGCAGAGCGCGAGCAGUCACAAGAAGAGCCAGCUGGACGCGGUCUAUUCGCCUUGCCUGUCAAUCUCGUCGGCAUUCUUGCUCCUCGUGUCUCCCUGGGUGUCUCCACAGCUCAGAUUCCUUUAGCCAAGCUUCUAUUGGUAUUCGCCGCCUUCUUCUACCUCGUCGCGCCGCUGCUCGACUUCAAAUCGAAACCGAAGAGGAAGUCACCGCCCGCAGUUUUGUUGACACCCGCGCCGUCACUGGCGUCUCCAGUCGAAGUACGUCGAAAGGCAUGGCUCACCGCAAUCCAAACAGUCUGGGUCCCUCAACACAACUUCAUACUCGAGCUCGCUGCUCUGGGCCUCAAGACCCUCAAGCUCAGCAUGCGAAGGCUCAUUGGAUGGGAAGGAUACGCCUAUCUCACCGGUAUUACCAAGGAACAAGAAGCCGCUCGUGUCAAAGCUUGGGAGAUCGCAUUGGAUGCCCAGCUCACGGGCGGUGACGCUGAGAUCAGCACGAGCCGUUUGGUGCUUACUUUGAUCGCUUCCGGUACCUUGCCCGAUACGCCCGCGAGACUCAUGCUCAAGGCCAUGCAUAUCCGAAUUGUGCUUUGGGAGCUUGGAAACGCAGGUCAUGGCUCGUGGUGGAUGCUCAACGAGCUGAGUGCGAAACUGGCCCGAAGCUACUGGAAUAUGGCACGGAGCGAGCACCGCAUCGCCAUCAACACGUCGAAGCAGAACAAUGAAGCUGUACCAUUGCCAGAACACCUAGCAGCACUUAUCGAGAGGGAGUGCGAUGAGGUACUUGUUCCUGCAGUUGUGCAGCGCGCAUAUAACCUGGCUUGGAACAGGCCAAGCGCAGAACAGACAACUGUAGACACCUCCAUGGACGCUGUUGUCGAGGACUUUGCCAUCUGCUCUCCAUUGGAUGCGCUUGCGGCCUGGUACUCUAGCCUUGUUCUGAACAAGGGACUCGCAGCCACACUUGGUGCAAAGAACAGCUCAUCCAAGGACAAUAUCGUCUCUGAUCUAGCACUCGCUCUCUGCGCUGCCCCACCGAACUCACAGGCCCAGCUACGUGCGCUAGUCGCUCAAGCUGUUGUACUCGACGAAGACCGAAACACUCGCAUCGCAGCAGCACUCGAAGCCCUUCCAUCGUCGCCUAAGCCUGCCGAUGCCGGCUUCAUCAAUGUCGUCGGUAACGGCUUCGUUGCAGUCGAUGUGCGGAAGGGCCUCACCUUGGCCAAAUGCCUCUCGCUGGCCGCUUCCUCGAAUCCCGAAGCCCGCCGCCGCGCCAUCUUCGUUAUCAACAACACUUAUCUCCCCGAAUGCACAACCACACUGCUCAGCUUCGUUGCCGCUCACAAGGUUCUUACGCAGUUCAUGGCAGACGAUACGCUGAAGAAGGAAACUAGCUGCGGUCUAGAGAGGACUGCAAGUUCCCUUCGCAUGUGGAUCGGUCACGAAACAGGCAGGAGAAGUGGGCUGACCAACAAGGUUCGGAGCAGGAUCAUAAGCAGUUGUCUCGACGCGAGCAAGAUGCUAGUUGGACUGGCCGAGAGCAAGAAGAAGGAUGACGCCGACGUGGAUGACGGGUAUGCUAGUGCGAGUGUCAAGGAUGACUGA
Molecule: messenger RNA, 3075 nt
Organism: Alternaria arbusti
Lineage: Eukaryota; Fungi; Ascomycota; Dothideomycetes; Pleosporales; Pleosporaceae
Exons: 3
Coding region: 1-3075 (1024 amino acids)
Biological process (GO): positive regulation of transcription by RNA polymerase II; SREBP signaling pathway
Molecular function (GO): protein dimerization activity
Source: RefSeq, a predicted model, not a curated record